This is a messenger RNA of Candida dubliniensis CD36, 1266 nucleotides long. RefSeq lists its product as uncharacterized. The record is from RefSeq and is a predicted model, not a curated record. NCBI's taxonomy places the organism in Eukaryota, Fungi, Ascomycota, Pichiomycetes, Serinales, Debaryomycetaceae. Gene Ontology annotation, molecular function: dioxygenase activity. The transcript has a single exon. The coding region runs from base 1 to 1266 and encodes 421 amino acids.
AUGUCAGUAAUUGCCAAUAAAUAUAAUUUAAAACCAUUCAAAGAAGCUCCUUUAUCAACAUCUCCUAUUAAACCAAUAGAAUUACAAGCAGUUGAUUUAUCACUUUAUCAAGAUGGUCCUAAGAAUUUACCUAUUAGACAAAAAUUAGCUAAUCAAAUUGAAAAAUCACUUUCUACUUAUGGAUUUAUUAUGAUUAUAAAUCAUGGAUUUCCUCAUGAAAAAUUAGAAUUUCUUAAAUCAUUGGCUCAAGGAAUUUUACAAGUUCCAAUUGAAGAUCAAUUACCAUAUUUAGCUGGAGCAUUAAAAUCAGAUUUAGAAGAUCGUUCAAUUUCUUUAGGUGGUGAAAGAGGUGCAGGUUAUAAACCUAAAAAAUAUUGGUCAAUGAGAAAUGGAGUUGAAGAUUCAAUUAUUCAUUAUAAUUUUAAUAAUAUGCAACAUCCACUGUUUUUCCAAGGAUCAGGUAAUAUUAAUAAUAAUAAUAAAUAUCCACCCAUUGUAAAAGAUCAUUUAUUUCCAAUUGCAGAAUAUUAUCGAUAUUUACAUAAUAAUGUAUUAAAAAAACUUUGUAAUUUAAUUGAUAUUGUUUUAGAACUUCCAGAAGGAUUUAUUUGGGAAAAUUAUUAUAAAAUAAUCCCUAAUGAUUAUAAAAAUUCUGGUGGUGGAGCUGGUAGAUUCAUGUUAUAUGAAAAGAUGGAUCCUCAAGAUCAAGAAAAAGUUGAUAAUACUUGGUUAAGAGGUCAUUCUGAUAGUGGUGGAUUCACUUUUAUAACAUCUCAACCAAUUCUUUCUUUACAAAUUCGAGAUUAUUUCACUGGUGAAUGGAAUUAUGUUGGUCAUACUCCAAAUGGAUUAAUUGUUAAUAUUGGUGAUGCCAUGGAAUUUAUUACUGGUGGAUAUUUUAAAUCUUCUAUUCAUCGAGUUAUUGGUCCACCAAUUGAUCAACAAAAUUUUCAAAGAUUAGUAUUAAUUUAUUUUUGUAAACCAAAAUCAACUUGUAUAUUAGAUCCGGAAUUUUUAAAUUCACCAAAAUUAAAUCGUUUAAAUAUUAAUAAACCUAAAGAAUGGGAAAAAAUUGAUUUUAAUGCUUGGAAUAAUGAAAAAUCUCGUUUAUUUGGUAAAAAAUUUAUUAAUGAUACUCAAUCAGAUGAACCAAAAUUAGUUUUACUUUAUGGAAGAUUACAUGAAAGAUGGCAUCAAGCAGAAAUUGAUUUUAGUUUACAAGAAGCAGAAAAAAAAUUUCAAAUCAUUAAAUUGGACUUGACCUAA